Messenger RNA from Truncatella angustata, 1575 nucleotides. RefSeq lists its product as uncharacterized. The transcript is spliced from 5 exons. The coding region runs from base 252 to 1322 and encodes 356 amino acids. Lineage: Eukaryota; Fungi; Ascomycota; Sordariomycetes; Amphisphaeriales; Sporocadaceae. The record is from RefSeq and is a predicted model, not a curated record.
CGACUUCCUGGACUCUGUCCGUCCUCUUCUAGACCCCACCGCUAAGCCAGCCCAGCGCCUGGCUUCUCUGCUUUUCUCCUCUUCACAACCCAGCGUCCUCUCAAUCCAUCUUGAGCCUUUCCAUUUGCUCCUACCUCACAUUCUUACUUGGUUUUGCUACUAUCGUGGUCGCAUCUCUCCCCCCUUCUUCCCCUUCUCUUAGUCUCAUCUUGUCGUCGCCGACAUCCCUCCUCCCUCCCCGAACACACAAGAUGUCUGCGCGACCCGCACGAUCGAAUCAACCCCCGCCGUCCGCAUCCAACCGACAAAACGAAUACUUCGUGCCUCGGGAUGGCAUCGACCGUGAAGUCAUCACGGCCGACGUUUGCCGCUACCUUGGCAACGAUGCACUUGUCCGGCCUGGAGUCUACGAGAGCCCACAAACGGGUCAGGUAGUGCAAGGCUACUAUAUCACAGCUUACCGAAACUUGACAUCUGCCAUGAUAGAAGAUCUGAAAGCAGAUUCUGCACGAUGGGAUCAAGAAAGGCGGCAACAAACGUCGCGCGGUCCAGUCGGAGUCCAGUACCGUAACUCGGACACACAUCAGUCCCGCCAGUACUACGGACCUACAGAAGGCGCAGCCUCGGGACAGUACCAGGAUAAUUCUCGUGAUUAUGACUCCACUCCAAGGUAUCCUGGCACUGGAACAGCUGGGUAUAACGGAGCUUCUCAGGGAUACCAGGCUCAAGCCUAUGGUGGAAACCAGGGUGGGUAUGGCCAACAGGGCUACACUACUGCCCAGUCGCAACAGUUUUCCGCUGGUCCCAUGGACGUGUCAUAUUCUGGAGGCGGUUCCAUCCCACAGCCCGGAUUUAGUCAGCCGGCCGAUGGACGGCCAUACCAACAGAUGGGUACCAACAUGGCAAUCGCCAGAGGUGGCGACACUGCCAUGUCUGGGACAUACGACUCAUAUGCCUCGGGUCCAUCUGGCAAUGCGCAAGGGUUUCCCCCUUCAAGUGCCGCUGGCGGCUUCUACCAACAGACACAGGCUGCCGCUGGGCAAUUUAUUCCCACAGACUCGAGGGAUCCAUUCUAUGGACGCGGUAAGUAUACCAACAUCUCAACUAGGUCGGCACUUUCUGAUUUUUUAGCUUCGCCCGCAGGCAACCCAGCUUAUGGAGCAACACACGAUUCCCAGUAUGAGACCGCUCCUGUUCCUCGUACCUCUGCGCCUCCUUCAAGUGCUCAGAUGGCACCUAGUGCAACCCCGCGCCAUGCAAACCGGGACAGUGUGGAACGUGGCGACCGCCACAGGGACAGGCACAGCCAUCGCAGGCCGUAAAACCGCCUGGUUUAUGCCAAUUCCCGGAUGCGAGACUUCCCGUCUUGCUCGUGAACUGAAAUGCCUGUUCAUUAUUGCCCACGGAUUUGGAGCCUUCUAGUACCAUAUGAUCUUGUCCUGGAUCACACCUCACCAUCUGGAUAUACCUGCAUGUGAGACUCAGAUGAGUCUCCAGGAGUUGCAAGUUUGCAUUCUUCAUGAUUUUACGGGAUUAUGGCCUCCCCAGGAUAAUUUUCACCCAUCGCUCUUGGAU